Molecule: messenger RNA, 957 nt
Organism: Trypanosoma brucei brucei TREU927
Lineage: Eukaryota; Euglenozoa; Kinetoplastea; Trypanosomatida; Trypanosomatidae
Gene: Tb927.8.990
Product: RNA-binding protein, putative
Exons: 1
Coding region: 1-957 (318 amino acids)
Biological process (GO): positive regulation of mRNA splicing, via spliceosome
Cellular component (GO): spliceosomal complex
Molecular function (GO): RNA binding
Source: RefSeq, a predicted model, not a curated record
AUGAGCACGGGUGAUCCAACUGUUCCACUCGAGGAGGAGGCCAUCAGCGCCGAAAAAUGUACUCGUUUUUUCAUUGGUGGACUUCACAGACAAAUAACCCCUCAGGAUGUGGAGGAAUACUUCUCUAACUUUGGUGAUGUGAUGACCUUCAUUCUAAAGCGAGAUCCCAGUGGAAACUCUCGCGGUUUCGGAUGGGUGGUAUUCAACUCACCACCGACCGGUGUCCAACGGCCAGAGCCUCACUAUCUGAAGGGUGUUAAACUCACUGUAGAGCCGGCGUUGGCAAAUGUUAGGACAGACAGAGUCAGAAGGGUCCCAGGUGGUGGCUCUUCCAUCCCCGGCCGUCGCCGCGAGCGCUCGCUUUCUGAUUCAUCUUCUGUUUCUUCGAGAAACUCCUCUUUGUCCACUGGUGAUCCACGUGACGGUGUCCGUCGCCCGCGUCUUUACGACCGCCACGUGGAAGGUUCACGCCUUCCCGCUUUUGGAGCGGUUGCUUCGCGUCUCCCGCCAUUGCCGUCCGAGGCAUUUGUACAACCUCCUCAGAUUCAGGCAACUACAUUUGAGUUAGCAGCUCCAGCACCCAGCAGAGACGCACCAGCAGCAUCCGCGAGUGAGACGUAUUUGUGUAUUCCCUUGUCGUUAUGCCCUCCUGAGUUUUCGAAUGACCCUCGUACGUUUUGCGCCAAACUGGACCAGAGCCGUGUUGGUGGCCUUAGUAUUAUUCCUUCACCAUCCAUUGCUCAGGUGGGGCCUGCGCCUCACUCUGUUCCAAUCCCUCAGGGCCUUCCAGGAGGUACGGUGAUGGUGCCCCAACAUUCUCGCAGCCAACCAGUGAGAUCAGGAGGAGGAGGAGGGGGAAGACAUCCCAAAAGCAGCGGUAGUCACCACUCAAUACCUCCACCGUUACCACAACCGGCACCUCCAAACUAUGAUUCCGUGAUGCGUCACAAUUCAUAG